This is a messenger RNA of Rhizoctonia solani, 465 nucleotides long. Its product is annotated as F-box-like domain-containing protein. The transcript has a single exon. Lineage: Eukaryota; Fungi; Basidiomycota; Agaricomycetes; Cantharellales; Ceratobasidiaceae. Bases 1 to 465 code for a protein of 154 amino acids. The record is from RefSeq and is a predicted model, not a curated record.
AUGCCGCGCCACCGAGUGAGCUCGGGUGAACGGCCACUCCUGGCCGUAUGUAUGCGCAGCGAGAUCCAAGAAGGGAAAUACAUUGUAAGGUUCUCAGAUUGCAGGGGGUGCGAGGACCACGAAGAUAUCGAUGACGAGGAAAAUCUUAGAGAUCUACCACUCUCUAUUGUUGACUUUAGACCUUCCUACCGGGAUGUAGACUUGAGCCGAGUACAAUUUAUGAUAAACGAUAACCAAGCCCUGGUUCGAUGUACAGGCGGGUUACCUCCAGGAAUUAUUUACGCAGAUGGCCCUGCGGGGCUCCUCGAGACGCUUCCCGCGAUGGAGUUGGCAGUGAUACCCCAACUAUCCUGGGGAGCUAGGACGGGUUUGACGAGCCAGUCGAAUCCGGGCUUCUGUACCGUAUUACGAGCAGGAUGCAGCCAGUACUUCGAGCUUGGGGACCCUGUUGGCCAUGGGGAAUAG